UCCCAACCCUAUUAUGCGAUUCUCGAUUCGUGUUUGAAUUGGCACAAAUGGCUGAAAUCCUAAGCCCUAGUAGGAGGCAAAGAAUUCCGGUGGCAUCUCCGACCAGCCCCUUCUUCUUGGGCUCCAACGACGACAGACGAGAGCGGGCCCAGGCCCGAGAGGCUCGAGCCGCCGCUAUCCGCCGGAAGGUAGUCCAUGCUCCGCCUCCAAACCAGGCUGACUCUCCCUGUCUGUGCAAGGACCAGAUUCUUGAGUUGUUAGAUAAUUGCAUCAAACUCGCCAGCGAAAAUAAAAUUAAUCAAAAGAAUACCUGGGAACUGAGCUUGAUUGACCAUCUAGGUGAGAUUAUUAAGGUGGAAGAAGAAAAUAAUGUGGAGACUAAUUUUCAAAAGGCAAGUUGCACUCUCGAAGCUGGAGUUAAGAUAUACUCAGCGAGGGUGGACUCACUGCAUUCAGAAGCAUACAAGGUUCUUGGUGGAAUUAAUAGAGCUGGACAAGAAGAUGAAGAUACCAUGGUGGAGGAUGCCAGCGUUCAAACUGGACAUAAGGAAGGGCACUCAAAGAAAGAUGUGGAGAAAAAGCUGUCACCUUUGUCAACACUGGAAUCCUCUUUUGAGGCACUUAAUUUGAAGAAAUUCGAUGUUGCAUUUGCCGUCGAUCCACUCUAUCAUCAGACAUCUGCACAAUUUGAUGAAGGUGGAGCUAAGGGUCUCUUGCUGAAUAAUCUUGGAGUAUAUGCUGGAUGCCGGGUUCUCUUUGAUUCACAAGAAGUACCAGGGAAGGGCACAUCAUGUGCAAACCAACAUUAUGAGUCAGAUACAAUUGACCUUUCUUUUAUCAGAGACUAUGUUGAACAGAUGGUACUGAACAUGCAAGUGAAGAAUGAAAUCUCACCAACCCUUAAGAUUAUCAUCAAUGAGUUUGAUGAAGAUAAUAGAAGGCCAUUAGAUACUCUUGGUUCUAGCCAGAAAGUGAUUGAUGAAGUUGAAGCUUUGAAUAAUAGUGAAGUUGAGUUCGAUGGUAGUGCAUGUGAGGAUUAUGGGACCUCUGCUUUUGAUCAUGAUGACCAGACCUCUGCUUUUGUUCAUGAUGACCGAUCAAGCAUUGUUGAUGAGAACAUCAGUGGUGUAGAUCCGACUUUUCCAAGUUAUGAUGAGGAAACUGAACCAUUUUCUUCUCACAACCCUGAUAUGGACAGAUUUGAGAAAGUUGAUGAACAUUUAUUUUUAAGUUUGGGAAUUUCUUCAAAACAAAAUGCUUGGGCAGGUCCUGAUCACUGGAAGUAUCGAAAAGUUAAAGGUCCUGUAGCAGAAGAUGAUCCUGCUUCAGAAAAUGCAUCACCAGUAACAAAUAAGAAAACAAGGAGUAAGAAACAAGCAGAACCUGAUAUAGAUUUCACAAAGGCCUUAGAUGAAGAAUUACCAGAUAUAUUUGCACCUCCAAAAAAUCCAAAGUCGCUAUUGAUGCCUGCAAGUAGAGCACAUUGUAAUACAAUGCUGCCUGAAGACUGUCAUUAUCAACCAGAGGAUCUUGUCAAAUUGUUUCUUCUACCUAGUCUAAUGUGCCUUGGGAAGAGGAGAAGAAGAAAGUCCUCAGUUGAAUCGAGAGAGGAAAGUGAUGAUUGUGAACCAUUACCAUCCUGGGGCGACGAAACAUUUGGUUGCCAAUUUGAUGACGGAAAUGAUCAAAGUGAUGUGGAGGACGGCACACUUGUCUCUCAGCCUCGCCAGAUACAAAAAAUUGAAGUUGAGUAUGACAGAACUUCUAAACAAGUUGAUGUUCAGACUUUGAAACAAACUAUAUGGGAUCAGAUACAGGAAUCUGCUCAAAUGGGUGUUGAGGGUCAAGAAGAGACACAAUCAUUCAGGCACCUCUUGGCGAAAUUUCCUACCGACUGCCGAGCUGCUGCAACUGUCAAGGAUAUCUCACCUCAUCUGUGUUUUAUAUGCCUAUUACAUUUAGCUAAUGAGCAUGGUUUGAGCAUCCACGGCUGCACCAGCUUGGACGAUCUUAGUAUACAGCUUCCUUCAAAUGGUAUGCAUUCAAGUAAUUACUGAAGUAUAAAGCAAUCAUAAUAUCUGUGAUGCUUGUGUAUGGUAUUUGUGUAAUUAGUGGAAGUGAUAACUGCAUGUCCUAAGCUUGUUGUGCCUCUCGUUCACACACUCAAUUGGGGUACCACAAAGUUGUAACUUUUUUUGUGAAUUUGUCUUGAUCUGUCUGUCUAUCUGCAUGCUGAUUGGCAGAUAACUAAUUUGAUAUAUGUCCAUCACAUCCUUCUAUCCUGUGCUUGAGAGUUGAGACAACUCUUUGGUUCUCCACGUGAAACACACAAUAGCAACGUGUUACACAAAAUAAUAAUAGUGGCGUCUUUGAAGAUUUUUGUU
Pistacia vera is the source of this 2384-nucleotide messenger RNA. Its product is annotated as condensin complex subunit 2. Gene Ontology annotation, molecular function: chromatin binding. The transcript has 13 exons. Lineage: Eukaryota; Viridiplantae; Streptophyta; Magnoliopsida; Sapindales; Anacardiaceae. The record is from RefSeq and is a predicted model, not a curated record. Gene Ontology annotation, cellular component: condensin complex. The coding region runs from base 48 to 2057 and encodes 669 amino acids. Gene Ontology annotation, biological process: mitotic chromosome condensation.